Messenger RNA from Cololabis saira (Pacific saury), 1071 nucleotides. Its product is annotated as leucine-rich repeat-containing protein 74A-like. The record is from RefSeq and is a predicted model, not a curated record. The coding region runs from base 1 to 1071 and encodes 356 amino acids. Gene Ontology annotation, molecular function: protein binding. The transcript is spliced from 10 exons. Lineage: Eukaryota; Metazoa; Chordata; Actinopteri; Beloniformes; Belonidae.
AUGGAGGACUGUCAGGAUGAUUUAGAGUCCAGUGGGGACCAGGAUCAUGAGGCGGUCCAGGAGGAAUCCAGUACAGAUGAGGACAGCUCAGAUCUGGAGACAGGCAAUAAGACCGCUCCGAGACCGCUUUUGUCCCAAGCAGAGCGAUACCUGCAAGAUUGUCAAGAGAUAGGCGUCAUCCCCGACGCCUCCUUCCUCUGCAACUUGGGCAACACCUCUCUCAACUUGAGCCACCGCGGUUUGGGACCUUUGGGGGUCAAAGCUCUGGCUUUAGUUCUGGAGGGCGACUGCAUACUUAAAGAGCUGGACCUGAGCAACAACAGGAUCUGCUGGAAGGGAGGAGAGCACCUGAGUUGGAUGUUGGGCCACAAUUUUGGCAUUGAAGUCCUAAAUCUGAGCUGGAAUGGUCUCUGCUUGAGCGGCGCUUCGGCUCUGAGUACGGUUGUGAAGGUGAACUCCUCUCUGAAGGAACUCUACCUGUCCCACAAUAGUUUUGGCCGAGCCGCGGCGGAGCUGGGUCAAGCUCUGAAACAGAAUGAUGAGCUGUUGAUUCUGGACCUCUGCAGUAACCUCAUCGACGAUGAGGCUGUGGCGCUGCUGUGCAGUGGCCUGGCCACCAACACCGCCCUGAAGGUUCUCAAGCUGUCUCAGAACCCCAUCAGUAAGAUCGGAGCCCUGACGCUGCUCAGAACAGUUACAAACAACAAGAACUCAGCAAUGAAAGAAAUCGACAUUUCUAGUGUGCACGUUUGUGAGACUUUCGUGGAGCUGCUGGAGAAAGCCCGUCAGCAGGAUCCAGCUCUGGAUGUUCGGUACAGCGUGUUCGACUACGUUACCAUGAAUGUAUCUGCCUUCAACAUCUUUAAGAAAUUCACUGAAGAGAAACAUGGCAGCAUCAUGGAGUUCUUCCAGGGUUUGGAUGAUGAAAAAACCAUGAAAGUCUCAAACUCUGUGUUCAGGAAGGCUGUAAAGGAGGCGAACAUACCUCUGAAUCGACAUCAGCUCGAGUGGCUGAUCAGGAAGUUUGACGAGAACUUCACAGCAACUAUCAACUACAGUCAGUUUUGCUGA